Messenger RNA from Eremothecium sinecaudum, 429 nucleotides. RefSeq names its product dolichyl-diphosphooligosaccharide-protein glycotransferase (gene OST2). The transcript has a single exon. The record is from RefSeq and is a predicted model, not a curated record. Lineage: Eukaryota; Fungi; Ascomycota; Saccharomycetes; Saccharomycetales; Saccharomycetaceae. The coding region runs from base 1 to 429 and encodes 142 amino acids. Gene Ontology annotation, cellular component: membrane; oligosaccharyltransferase complex. Gene Ontology annotation, biological process: protein N-linked glycosylation.
AUGGUAGACACUAAGGUAGAUAAGUUACGUGCGAUGAAGAAGAAGCCCACUGGUAGGAUGUCGGGUAGUUUGUCGGGUACAUUGUGUGAUGCUAUUAUACAGUUUCAAGAAUCACUAGUGACAGCGUGGCAAGCAUAUCGUAAAGAUGUUAGUGGAAACCAAAGGCUGAUGUUAAUUGAUACAUUUUGCCUAGGUCUUGUCGUUUUGGGCGUUAUUCAGUUUAGUUUUAUAGUGGUUCGCAGGGAUACGUUCCCAUUUAACGCAUUUCUAUCAGGGUUUAUUGCUUGUGUAGGCCAGUUUGUGUUGCUGGUGUCAUUGAGACUGCAAAUUGGUGAGGAAUUCAAAGGAAUAUCGAAACCCAGAGCGUUUGGAGAGUUCACUUUUGCUAGCUUGGUGUUACAUUUCAUCUGCCUACACUUUAUAAACUAG